Cadophora gregata is the source of this 1623-nucleotide messenger RNA. RefSeq lists its product as uncharacterized. NCBI's taxonomy places the organism in Eukaryota, Fungi, Ascomycota, Leotiomycetes, Helotiales, Ploettnerulaceae. Gene Ontology annotation, molecular function: ubiquitin binding. Gene Ontology annotation, biological process: proteasome-mediated ubiquitin-dependent protein catabolic process. The coding region runs from base 1 to 1623 and encodes 540 amino acids. The record is from RefSeq and is a predicted model, not a curated record. Gene Ontology annotation, cellular component: nucleus. The transcript has 2 exons.
AUGGAAGAAAGUAUCGACUACUUCGUAGCCUUCACUGGCGCAAGUACUGAAGUUGCGAGACGAUAUCUAGGCUUGACCGAAAACAACACAGAGCAAGCCAUCCAGCUCUUCUUCGACUCUCCCGAUCUUGCCUCUGGUGCCGACCAGAUCCCACAAGAUGCCGCUCCUCCAGUGCCUAUGUCUACACGGCCACAGACCAGCGCGCAGAGAAGUGCCCCACCAGAAUCAGAUGAGGAGGAUCUCAUGGAUAUGGACUACAACGAUGGUAGUGAUGAUGAGGCAUCAAGAGCUGCAGCUAUUGGGAGGGCAGUAGAGAUCGAAGACGACGAGGCUAUGGCUCGACGUAUGCAAGAGGAGAUGUAUGCAGGCGGAGAUGCCAGUGGGGGAUUCGAUGCAGAUGGAGUUCGUGCUCCUAUUGGGCGUAGGACCGAAACUCUUGUGGGUGGACCUGAUGCGGAAUGGGCUCCAGAUGAUAUGCAUGCGGCUGUUUUGCAGCAAAUGCGAGCCAGACAAUCCCGGCCUUCUCGAUUGGGAGUCUUUAACCAAGCACCAGUUUCCUCAAUUUGGGAAGAGAACGCAGAUCCAGCAGCACGCCGCGAAGGCCUUGCUCGCGCGACUGGAGGAGCCUCGGAGUCAUCAUCGAAGAACGCCCGGUUAGCAGAGUUGUUUCGACCACCCUUUGAGCUCAUGCUGCAGGUACCGUGGGACACAGCGCGAGAUAAGGCAAAGGAGGACGGAAAGUGGAUUCUGGUCAACGUGCAAGAUCCUUCAUUUUUCGACUGCCAGCAACUCAACAGGGAUAUUUGGAAGCAUGAAGGGAUCAAGGAGCUCGUGAAGGAGAAUUUCAUUUUCAUUCAGUACUCGAAAGACGACCCCCGAGGUGCUCAGUACGUCCAAUAUUACUUUCCACUGAAGGAUAGUGACUCCGCAUACCCACACAUCGCUAUAGUUGACCCGAGAACUGGAGAGCAGGUUAAAGUUUGGUCGGGACCACCAGUCCCACCGGCUGGAGACUUUCUCAUGCAACUUGUGGAAUUCCUCGAUAGAUAUAGUUUGGAUGUCACGAAGAAGAAUCCUGUUGCCAAGCGGAAACCAGAGAAGUCGAAAUCUAUUGACGUGGACCGACUUACUGAGGAAGAGAUGCUAGACCUUGCUCUGAAGAACAGUCUUGCAAGCAAUGGUUCACCUGGCCCAAAACCGGACGAUCCAGAUGACCUGACCAAGAGUUUCGGAGAUGUGAAGGGCAAAGGAAAGGAGAUUGCUGAAGCGGACCUAGCCGAGCAAGAGACCAAUGUUGGUAGCAGCCAACCUCAAGCAGAUUCACCUUUCUCCCGCAUAUCAUCCACAAGUCCUCACGUUGAGCCUGCCACUGGGCCACGAAUUCAAUUUAGACAUCCAAAUGGCCGUGUCGUGCGCAGAUUCAGCCAAGAUGAUACAGUGAGAACGAUCUACGAAUGGUUGAAGGCAGAGCCGUUAGAGGGCAAGGAAGGAGUGCCCUUCGAGCUAAAGGAAGGUGGGGGAAUGGGCAAGGAGAUGAGAGAUCUGAUCGAGCACCUCGAUGUCACGAUCAAAGAUGCAGGACUCGGCGGUGGUACAGUCAUGGUGGAGUUUCUCGAGGACUAG